AUGGCUUUCUCCAGCCUCCUGGAGCACGUGGGGGGCAUGGGGCGCUUCCAGGUGCUCUCGGUGCUGCUGCUGUCCCUGCCCGUGUUGAUGAUGGCCAGCCAUAACCUCCUGCAGAACUUCACCGCGGCCACCAGCGACCACCGGUGCCGCCCGCGGCCGGAGGCCAACGCCACCGGACUCGACCCCGAGGCCCUGCUGAGGGUCUGGGUCCCCCACGGGGAGCGGUGCCAGCGUUUUGUGACACCCCAGUGGUGGCUUUUGGAGGCCAACGGUUCAGUGUCCAACAGCUCCGGGCUGGAGACGGAGCCAUGCGGCGAUGGUUGGGUCUACGACCGCAGCGUCUUCACCAGCACCAUCAUCACCGAGAACUUCGAGUUCAACAUCUACAUCAUCCAGCUGAUCUUCGGUGCCGUGGACAUCCCGGCCAAGCUGGUGUCCAUCCUCACCAUCACCUACGUGGGGCGCCGCUUCACCCAGGCCUUCGCCCUCAUCCUGGCCGGCUUGGCCAUCCUGGCCAACACCUUGGUGCCACGAGACCUUCGGACACUCCGGACAGCUCUGGCCGUCUUUGGCAAAGGUUGUUUGGCCGCAUCCUUCAACUGCGUCUUCCUCUACACGGGCGAGCUCUACCCCACCGUGAUCCGGCAGACGGGCAUGGGCUUGGCCAACACCAUGUCGCGGCUGGGCAGCAUCAUGGCCCCCCUGGUGAAGAUGGCUGGCGAGCUCUUCCCGGCGCUGCCCUUCAUCAUCUACGGCGCCGCACCCGUGGUCUCGGGGCUGGUGGCCGCGUUCCUGCCCGAGACACGGAACGUGGCCCUGCCCGAGACCGUGGAGGAGCCGGACCCGUCCCGCCCCAAAGGAAAAUACGGGAAGCAGCUGGACACUGCAGCCUCGGCACCGCGGGACCCCCCCGUGCCCCCUCCCCCUCGGCCAGAGCUGCCGGGGAUGGACAAUGUCAGGAGAGAGUGA
Cinclus cinclus is the source of this 969-nucleotide messenger RNA. Its product is annotated as solute carrier family 22 member 6-B-like. Bases 1 to 969 code for a protein of 322 amino acids. The transcript is spliced from 5 exons. Lineage: Eukaryota; Metazoa; Chordata; Aves; Passeriformes; Cinclidae. Gene Ontology annotation, cellular component: membrane. Gene Ontology annotation, biological process: transmembrane transport. Gene Ontology annotation, molecular function: transmembrane transporter activity. The record is from RefSeq and is a predicted model, not a curated record.